GCCGGCAGUCGCUGCAAGAACUGGGAUGCGGGCGAAGCCGCCUGUAACGUUUCGGCAUUGACCUAGACGUUUGGAAUUUUUGUGGGCUGCUCCCAGGUGAAUUGUGGCCCUUAAUCAAGUAAUGAACUUCUACUGCCAACUGAAGACACACGCGUACUCCUGUAGUCCCAGCAAAAUGUAUCAAAGUAAUGCAAACCGCGCUACGACGGACUGGAGACAUAAAUUUAAGCAACUAGUUGACUGCAACAAGAAGGGUUCACACAGUUAAGUUCUGUGCGUAAGAAUAGUGCUACAAGUGUUGAACAGCUUCUACAUAAUUAAUUCGGAAGAACAGUGCAACAAUUGUAUUGAAAGAAGACUUAGUUAAACUCUAAACAAAAGGACACGACAACAAUUGUGUUAAAAGAAGACUUAACUAAGCCCCAAACAAAAGAACAGUGCAACAAGUGUUAGUUUCAACAUUUUUCACAUAGCUAAGCUCUAUUAACAGAAUAAGAACAACUGUGUUAAAUAAUAGUGCAACAAGUGUUAAAAGAAUUUUCAUUCAGCGAAGUUAAUUUUGUAGAGAACACGACAUUUCGGCGAAAGUAAUUUCCGAGAGUUAAGUCCUGUGGGACAGAUUAUUGCACCAACACAGUGGAAAUAAAUAUCGAUUUCUAUACGGAAUUUCAAACACGCACUAUCAAAUUAAACAAUAAUUUCUUUUAACAAAUCAUUCUAGUCAGUAUUAAAUUGGUCAAAACAAAAUCAGAAGCAAUGUCUGUCGCAUUCUCAUUCUUACGGUACCCAACAAAAUUACAAUUUGCGUCAGUCAUCAAACGCUAGAAAGGAAACGAUAUAAUGAAAUGUUAACGCAAUGAACGGAUUAACAUUGUAGAGAAACGCAAGGGGAAACUUUUGCGGAACAAGGGGAACUGAGCGCAUCUUGUUAAAAAAAAUCAGUUUAGGAACAUGGAACAGAAUCACACAAACAUCGCGGAGGUUUCCUCAUGCACUUUGCGAAUGGGCGCAGUGACGCAGGCGGUGUUCACGGUGAUGUACGUCACCGGGGCUUUGGGAAACCUCGCGGCCCUGACCAUUUUGUACCGGAGCGAGAAGCAAACCAGGAACAAGAAGAUAGUUCUGAUGCUUCGAUGUCUAGCAUCCAACGACCUCGUGGCCCUGCUGGGAAUGCUGAUUCUCAUGAAUCUACAGGUCUACCUGCCAAUCGGGAAGGCGUGCAGCCUGGAGUUCUGCGUGGUGAGGGUUAUCUGGAGGCAAUUCGGCCUCAGCUCCGGGUGCGUGGCUGUGGUGAUGGCCGUCGAGCGGUGGCUCGCCCUCACCCAUCCCUUCCUCUACCAGAAGCACAUCACUUACAACGUGAUCAGGCGGGCCAUCUUCUGCCUGUGGUUCGCGGUCCUCGUGUUGGUGUGCUUGCCCUUCUCUGGAUUCGGGCUCUACUACGACAACGGGUGUGUCCGGUACAGGGACGCAACGGAAGCGGUGGACAUCGCCUACGCCUACCUGUUCUUCGUUUUUGGUACGCUGCUGUGCGUGUGCAUCGUGCUGUGCAACCUGGCCGUGAUCAGGGUGCUCUGUCAUCUGGGGUGCAGGGGCACCCGACGCAAAGUUCUGGGGAGGCGGAUAAGCCGGAAUUCAAGCCGAACGCGCUCAGUGUCUAGUGGCAGCAGCCUGACAACGGGCGUGCUCACCACCGGAGGAGACAUCGCUUAUUACAACGUGUCGACGCCAGAAGAACUAUCGUUCGCGCGACUCAUGGCCGUUCUCAGCGUCGCGUUCGUGGUCUGCUGGAUGCCACAAAUGAUUUCCAUUCUGCUUGCGCAGUUGGCUCCAGGAUGGGCAAUCAGUAAAAUUUUCUACAAGGUGGCAGAUGGUCUGAUAAUGUUGCACUUCAUUUUGGACCCACUAUUCUACGUACUGCUGCGGUGCCAGCGGCGACCCUGUUUCCCCAACAUUCUGAAGCUGAUAUUUCAUGCCUGCUGGUCUCAUCCGAGUGGCCACAGCAGUCACCCAACCUCCCUAGCCAUGACUGACCAUGAACACUGUUCUAGCCUUAACCCCACAGGAGAGCCCUCUGGUGAGAGAGCUACAGCAGCAGCUGUAUGAGCAGCACAAUAUUAAUGAGUAUUAACCUAACUUAAACUUCCUAUAAAUAACAGUUAUUUGAGGUUAUAUACAAGGCAAGCACUAAGUAGCUUGACAAAUUCUGAGGUUAUGUUUAAAAUUGAAUGUCAGCAUACAUAAUUAAUUUUUAUGGUUUUAAGGUAGCUACAGUCACCAAGUUUUACUAAUUACAUUUCAGUGAGUCUGCAUAACAGGGUAAGAUACGAGAAUUACUCAAAAAAACCACAUGAACCAUGACAUAUAAGUACAUCCCAGCUCUUUCUACUCAAAAAACAAUGAAAACCACGCAGAUAUUUGUGAUUUACUUAGUCAACUAAAUGACUUAAUAUAUGAUUACAGGUGCAACCUUUUAUACUGUGUUCACAUUUACAUCUGAAAUUAAUUUUGCACAAACAGUACUGUUACUGAAGCUAAAUAUUACUUCUUUGCUGUACAAUUCCACGAAUGUAAUAAAUGUGCUAACUAAUUUGAUGAUGCAGAGUCCUUCAGAAUCUGAUGGCUGCUAAAUUGGUCAAGAAAUUACCUAUCACGAAACCAAAAGGUUUAUUAUAAUGUUCACAUGAACCCCACUGAAACUUAGUGUAAUACUAAAUUACACUGAAGUAACUAAUUAUAUAUAAUGACAUGAAAUGAUUAUAUUCCUUGAAAGUUAAGUUACUUUAUGUUGCCCUGUAUGAAAUCAACUUCCACAACUUGCAUUGUUCAAUAUUUAAUGCACAAGUUGCAUUGCGCAGUAUUUUUACUAAAUAAAUACCAAUACUCAGCAGUAUCUAAUCCGACUGGUAUGCACAAACAGGUACAGUACUCAAACAUUAAUGGACCUAUUAAUAAUUUAACCUCUUUACUGCUACAGGCUAUGUUAGAAUUUCUAGACUGUUCCAUACAGACAAGACACACCACUGUGAUGAACAAGCAGAAUGUGUCGUAAGUCUAACACUUAGCAUGGCUGUAACUUGUCUUAAUGUGUAUAUAAAUUAUAUGCAACAUAAAAACCUCCAAAGCGAAUCAUAGCAAGCACCACAGAACCUACUUGAAAAACUUAAUUCAUGAUGGCAAAAGAUAGUUAAAAUCAACUGGUUCAUUUGAUACCUGAUGCCAGGAUUUGUUGGCAAAGCAUGAUGAAAAUGUACCUCAUAUUUAAAUUCCUACAAACUUUUAAGAAAAAAGGUUAUGGACUUUGCACUAAAGCAACUUGAGGACUAAUACAUAGUAAUAUGACACUGAACACAUCUCCCAUUUCUCUGACAUAAUGUCCCAUGCAAAAGGUGAAUCAAACUCAGCUGUAUGGACUGAAAUAUACACGUGAAAAUUCUCUAAUUGUUCCUUAGCCUAUUGAUAUUGCAUACCUCCUGCAAUCUAGACGUAAGUUAUGACCAGCAGCACAACAGAUCAUGCCACAUUAUACAAGAGAUUUGUAUCAAGUCUACAGCAGCCUGUAGUUCCUUCUCAAAAUGUGUUCCAAGGACCUCCAUAAACUGGAUCCAAUUUUAUCAUAUAUGAACAUUCUUGUUUAAAUUCAUUGCAAUGGAUAUUACAACAUAAUUUUUUUGUUGGUGAGGGGGAAUCAUUUAAACAAAUAUAUGUGAAGUACUUACAUUUCUAAAACAAUAUCCUAAUGCUACAAAUUUUUUUAAAUUUACAGUAUAGUAAAUGUUGAGUGCACGAUUUUCAACACAUUCAAUGAUAUUCAUGCUAGAAGACUGCAUUGAAUCAAAAUCAAGAUUGUCAAUGUUACAAGCUGGAAACUGCAUGUAUUUGUGUUACCUUCUCAGAUUUAUCUUUAUACAGAAACAAAAAUUAUAAGGCUUAGUGUCCAUUUACCAUGUUAUUCAUUUCAUACUGUCAGGAAGAACCAACUCUAUUUUAAAAAAGCACACAUUUAUAACAAAAUACUGAAACUGAAGUUUUUUUCUGACAUAAUCUAUUCAUAAAUUAAAUUUUGAAACUUCUCAGCAAUAACUCCUACCUUUUUUGACCAAUUGGCUGAAGUCUCUCACUCCAUAAAUGUCACACAAAUGUUGUUGUUGAUCCUAAAGUCUUCAAGACACUAUUACUUCAACCAACAGAAUCUUAAAACCAGGGAUCCUAGUAAUGGACACACACCUGUACCCAGAAAUACCUUCUGUGACCUCUCCCAGUAAUCCCUUCAUCCUGAAUAAUGUUCAUAUUACCUUUACACCCAAUUCUAAGCACAUAUUGGCAGGGUCAACUGCAUAUUCAUUGUUUUUCUCCUCUGGCAAAAGUUCCAAACCAAAGAGAUUGAGAGCUACCAAAUUAUGAGACAGUAAUGAAUCUGGUAGCAGGUGUAACAAAAAGAAACCAAAACAAAGCAGCCAGUUCACUGCACUGCUGUGUGCUUACAUGCUACCACCAAAUGUAUGCUGUAUGCAAGGAAUUUUUCUGUUUUAAAAAUAAAUUUGAAACAAUGCACUCUGUAUUGACCUGACAAAGUAAAAAUUCUGUGAAUAUGAGUAAUGCCAAGUUACAUCAGAAAAUAUUAACCCUUUAAAGGACAACAGUAACUGCAUGUCCCAACCUGCUUUAUCAAUCGAUGUAUCUGCAUGUUGUACUUACGUGUUUUGUAUUUUCAGUGUGAACCAAGAUUAUGUCCUUAGUGUUUGUAUGGGGUAAUGGUGAAGUGUUGUUUUUCCUUUGCAGUACAGACUCGGUUUUAAACGUUUAGAUAAGCUUUGGCUUCGAAGAGUUAAUGGUGGGGCAAAGGCCAGAAAAUAAUAGUUGUGGGCAUUAAUAACAUAUUUUAAAAAUAUGUAAGCAGUACAACUUCUCAGUACCUAAAAAUGUGACAGUGAAAGGGUUGUUCGGAAAUAACUGCAAGACAUGUUUCAAAUUACAGGGUAACUUCAUAGAGUGUUCUGUAAUACUUCAGCAUAUUCAAAAGAAACGUGUCAAAUUUAUAAAUAAAAAAUAAUUUCAUUACUGCAUUACCUAGCGUAUGUGUAUACACGAUCUAGUCAAAAAAUUCUGCAGUUACAUUCAUAAUAUCUCCAAGUAUGGUGAUAUAGCGCUUAUGUAUCUACUGAACAAAUGUAAUGUAAAUGUACAAAUGAAUGCUUACAUAAAACCCACCCAUGUAUCACUACCAUAAUAUAUAAGGUACAAAAUAUAAAAAAGGAGAAAAACCAACAGAUCAUAUUAAAGAUUUUUUUAAAUAACCUUUAUGAUAAAAUAAACUGUAACAUGUGAAAUGUAUUUAUGUUCAGAUUAAUGUUAUCAACAGGCCUACCUUACAUCAUGUAAAUAAAUUGAUGUUUCCUGAACAGGAAACUUCAAUAGCAGUA
Zootermopsis nevadensis is the source of this 5423-nucleotide messenger RNA. Its product is annotated as prostaglandin E2 receptor EP3 subtype. NCBI's taxonomy places the organism in Eukaryota, Metazoa, Arthropoda, Insecta, Blattodea, Termopsidae. Gene Ontology annotation, molecular function: G protein-coupled receptor activity. Gene Ontology annotation, biological process: adenylate cyclase-activating G protein-coupled receptor signaling pathway; positive regulation of cytosolic calcium ion concentration; inflammatory response. Gene Ontology annotation, cellular component: plasma membrane. The record is from RefSeq and is a predicted model, not a curated record.